AUGGAUCGAGUCCUAAAAGCUGCACGAGCUUCUGGUUCUCUUAAUCUCUCCAAUCGCUCUCUCAGGGAAGUGCCCAAUGAGGUGUACAAAAGUUUGGACGCGGUUGCCGAGGAUGAAAAUUGGUGGGAGGCUGUUGAGCUGCAAAAACUGAUCCUAGCUCAUAAUGAUAUUGAAGUGCUGAGGGAAGAUCUUAGAAACUUGCCUUUGUUAACUGUAUUAAAUGUUAGCCACAAUAAGCUUUCGCAUCUCCCAGCAGCUAUUGGAGAGCUUCACAUGCUCAAAUCAUUAGACGUGUCAUUUAAUUCAAUCAUGGAAAUUCCUGAAGAAAUCGGAUCAGCUGCUUCUCUGGUCAAGUGUGAUUGUUCAAAUAACCGCCUAAGCUAUCUCCCUGUCUCUCUUGGAAAAUGCACGGAGUUGUCAGAACUUAAGGCAUCUAACAAUAACAUUUCCAGCUUUCCAGAAGAUCUAGCAAACUGUUCAAAAUUUUUAAAGUUGGAUGUAGAGGGAAACAAGCUAACAAUGCUACCUGAUAAUUUCAUUGCAUCGUGCACUGUGCUUACAGAACUCAAUGCAUCCAAAAACUUGCUAAGCAGCAUUCCAGACAGAAUUGGAUGCCUUUCACGUUUGAUACGCCUCGAUCUUCACCAAAACAAAAUUUCAUCAAUUCCAUUGUCGAUAAAGGGUUGCUCAUCCCUUCUGGAGUUUUAUAUAGGAAAUAAUAUGCUGUCCUCAUUACCGGUGGAAAUUGGAUCACUAACGCAGUUAGGAACAUUUGAUCUGCACUCAAACCAGUUGAAGGAGUAUCCAGUGGACGCAUGCAAUUUGCGUCUUUCAGUUCUUGACCUGUCUAAUAAUUCAUUAUCUAGUUUGCCUCCUCAAAUUGGCUUGAUGACCACACUGCGGAAACUUUUACUUGUUGGCAAUCCGUUGCGGACAUUGCGGAGCUCCUUGGUAUCCGGACCUACACCUGCUCUAUUAAAGUACCUUCGAAGUAGACUUCCUACUGAUGAAGAGUCUUCAACAACCACAACUGUUAAAAAGGAUGUUGUUGCCAUGGCAGCUCGAUUAUCCCUAACUUCAAAGGAACUUUCUUUAGCUAGGCUAGGUCUGGGUGCUGUCCCAUCAGAUGUAUGGAAGUCAAGUGACAUCACAAGAGUCAAUCUUUCGGAAAAUUCUAUUGAAGAGCUGCCGAAUGAACUUAGCUCUUGUGUCUCCCUUGAGGCUUUGAUAUUAUCCAAGAACAAGAUAAAAGAGUGGCCUGGUGCAAUUUUGAUGUCUCUUCCUAAACUUUCGUGCUUAAAGCUGGAUGGAAAUCCACUGAGAAAGAUCCCCUCUGAUGGUUUUCGAGCUGUUUCCAAGCUUCAGAUUUUGGAUCUCAGUGGUGCAGCAGGUUCUUUACCAGAAAACCCAACAUUUUCUAGCUUACCAGAGUUGCAGGAGCUUUACCUGAGGAGGAUGCAAAUAUCAGUUGUCCCUUCAGAUAUAUUGACUUUGCAGCAGCUAAAGGUUCUAGAUUUAGGCCAAAAUUCUCUUCAAUCAAUUCCAGAGAGUGUUAAAAAUUUGACUUCUCUUACGGAGCUUGAUUUGUCAGAUAACAACAUGUCUUCAGUUCCACCAGAACUGGGUUUGCUUGAAGCCAACCUGCAAGUACUAAAACUUGAUGGGAACCCUUUGAGAAGUAUCCGAAGGGCAAUUUUGGACCGAGGAACCAAAGCUAUCCUGAAAUAUUUGAAGGACAGAAUCGUAGAACAAUAA
This is a messenger RNA of Fraxinus pennsylvanica, 1755 nucleotides long. NCBI's taxonomy places the organism in Eukaryota, Viridiplantae, Streptophyta, Magnoliopsida, Lamiales, Oleaceae. The record is from the annotation of a GenBank genome assembly.